Messenger RNA from Egretta garzetta (little egret), 7483 nucleotides. RefSeq names its product acyl-CoA thioesterase 13 (gene ACOT13). The transcript is spliced from 2 exons. NCBI's taxonomy places the organism in Eukaryota, Metazoa, Chordata, Aves, Pelecaniformes, Ardeidae. Gene Ontology annotation, molecular function: fatty acyl-CoA hydrolase activity. The record is from RefSeq and is a predicted model, not a curated record. The coding region runs from base 2960 to 3301 and encodes 113 amino acids.
UGGUGCGGGCCUGACCGUGUUUUCCCCGGAUCCGAGAUCUCCGAACGCGGGGUUGGGGCGGGGGGGCGGCCGCGAUCAUAGAAUCAUAGUUUUGGGUUGGAAGGGACCCCUAGAGGUCAUCUCGUCCAGCCCCCCCCUGCAGUGAGCAGGGACACCGCUAACUAGAUCAGGUUGCUCAGAGCCCCGUCCGACCUGGUCUUGGAUGGUAACGUGCUGUUGAAAACACAAUUAUUAUUCUGUACCUCAAGUGCCAGGGCUGCCCCCCAGCACCUCUCUGAAGACAAGGAUUGUGCUGAAUAGCUUUCCGUGAGUUAUUUAUUAACUAGUAUUCAUCCCUUCCUUAGUACCUGUGACUAAGCGAACUAUCAGGACUGUGAAAUUAUGGAAUAAAUUACUACUCUGUUGAAAAAAAAAGUAGCUAGUUAUAACAUCCAACACUUCACAUUGAAGUCACACCAAAAAGACAAGCACUUAAGUGCUCUGUGAGCUUCUAACAAGGCUCCGUAUAAAGAAACGUAUUUGACGGGUACGGCUCUAAUGUACUGCUAGGUUAUGAUCAAAAAAAGUUGAAAUGACGUUGCUGUGUCGCCUUAAAUUUUGUAGCGUGCAGCAGCAUAGCUGAUGGUUUCCUGAGCUCCUGCGUCGGGGGGUCCUGUGAAGCAGUUUCAGUGUUCUCAUUAAGUUUUGCAAUGCUAGAAUUCUGCCUUUGAUUUCUGUUUAUUUGUGUAACCGUGACACGGAGAGCAGCAGUAAAUAGAUCUAAGGAAACCAGCCACUUUAAAAUUGGUGUGGUGUGCAUUGUAGAGAAGCAAGCAGUGCUUUCAUUGACAGCUCCAUGGUCCAGUACAUUUAAUAGAAAUGUGUGACUAUUUACAAAACAACUAUUAUCUUGUUUCCCCAAGACGUUUUGGCCUCUCACAUAAAAAGUAUAAAGUUUGAAGUCUAUGAAAUCCAUUUAUUUGUAAAGAGUCCGGUUAGUUCUUGGUCACCUCUUUACUGUGAUAACUUUAUUCUCCUUUACCUUAAAAUCCUACUAUGUACAGCUUUCCAGCUCAUAAUGGUAACAGGCUGGAAGCGAGCCUUGGGAGACUGGUUUCUUACCUAGCUCUGGAAUGCUUCUUGACUUUUUUCUGCAAUCUCCUCCUAGAAGUGUGAUGCUAUGAACAUAAAUAAUAGCAAUAAACGUACAGUUUUAUUUAAAGUAUCUGCUGUUUUUCUGGGAGAUGCCCGAAGCCUUUCUAAAGGACUCAAGAUUCUUCUGGGGAAGACAGAUUUUAGUCUGAAACUUUUCAGCUCCAGCACCAGACUUAGUGUCUGGUUUAAUUCCAAUGUGGUAUCUUCAUAGGGCUUACACCACCGUGGGUUUUAAAGCCCUUUCUCCAAAGAAGUGUUGCAUCGCAGUAGUGGCUGGAAGCCAACGCUGCAUACCUCUCGCCGAGACAGACGGGUGGGAGGGCAGGCACAGAAGGGCUGGAGAAGCACAAACCAGCAGCUCUGGCUGCGUGAGUCCUGGAAGCGUUCAGAUACUGAAUUAUUUUCGUCAAGGAGAGCAGGCAGCUAGCGCCAGAUCCGAGCAAUGACAACGGAAAGCAGACACAUUCCUUGCCUCGCUGACGGAUUGGAGCACUCCCUGAUGGCAGUGGAAGCCAUCUGCUCCCGGUGUCACGCGUCAGGAAAGUCCUCGUUAGAAGUUCUGUCAGAAACUUAGGCCUCCAGUCACUGCAGCGCAGCGUGCCUGGUUUAGGACUUGGGAUUUUCAUUGAUAAAGGUGCUGUUUCUAUAUUAGGACACUGUGUCAGUGAUUUCCCCUCUGCUUAAUUCCAGCUUUUUCCAUUCGUAGAUAGACUGUGGGCUGCAUCAUUGUUUAGCUUAGUAUAAUUUCUCUGCAAAAUUUGGAUAAACUUUGGCUUAUCGGAAAGGGACAGUGGCUGAAACUCAGCUCUUACACUGCAUUAGAAAUAAGGAAUAGUGAAACUGGAGACAUUUCAAUCUUAAUUCCUUUUAAGAUUAAAAAGAUUUAAGUCAACUCAGCUGAUACAGUAUGGAAACGUGUAAGUUUAAAAAAAACACUUUAUAAAAAAAAUAGAAAAUUAGUAGGAAUUAUAAAUGUUAUGCCCACAUUUCACUUGUGAUGGUCUAAAGGUACUUCAGAGUUUUAAUUGUAGGUGUAAAUAUAUAGGCUGAACUUACCCCAGUUUUGCAUCUGCUUUCAGAUUUUGAAUAUAGUGCUACUAACUGGAGAAGAUUUUAAUAUACUGAAUUGCAGUAACUUCUUGGUCUCAAAAAUCCAUCUGCUUCUGCUGCUUAUGGGGGGAAACACAGUACCAUAGAUGUCCUGUAGAUUUUCUAUUUAACACCUGUGGGCUGGAAUAAAAAGUGCAUAUGCAAGUUAUGAUGCUGUAGUACGGUAUAGUACUUCUACCAAGGAGUUUGAAUUUCAGCUCAGAGAGGCCAAUCUCAUUAGCAUUUCCAGUGCUCAUUUCAAAAUACUGAUUUUCACUGAGGUUGCUCUAGUAUAAUGAUUAAUGAAUUACCAUCAGUCUCAUUGCCAUUUUGUGAGCUAAGAAAUAUGCCUUCACAGCUGUGGCACACACAGUCAGAGCAGUUCUGUGUUCCCUCUAAUCUGGCUUUUCAGUCACAGAUUAAAGCAAAGGAAAAUCGAAGAGGAAUGUUGUCCCCUAAGCAAUUCCUGAGAGCAUAGCAAGUAUUGAAGUUUGGUUAAGCUGUCGGUUUAAAUAUUUAUCUGCACUAGAAAUACAAUUUUUUCUAAGGCAACAAUUUUCUGCUCAAAAUUUAUGGAAAUACCUAAUGUGACAGUUGAAUCACUGUAUUUUCCAUCUUCUAAUUUGUCUCAGGAGUCCAGAAUUAAACAAGAUUUACUUUCGGUUUGAUUCAGGGCAGUAUGAGGUGUUGGUACUGUUGUCAGUAAGCUUUUUAUUUCUUUUUUUUGGUUAUACAGAUGAAACUUCUUUCUGCAACUCCUGGAAAAGUUGUUUGCGAAAUGAAAGUAGAGGAGGAGCAUACAAACAGAGGUGGCACGUUACAUGGAGGUUUGACGGCCACACUUGUGGAUGUGGUGUCAACAGCAGCAUUGCUGUACACAGAAAAAGCGGUGCCUGGGGUCAGUGUGGACAUGAAUAUCACAUAUACUUCUGCUGCUAAGAUUGGAGAAGAGAUACUGAUUACAGCUCAGAUUUUGAAGCAAGGAAGAAAUAUUGCAUUUGCCAGCGUGGAUUUAACAAAUAAGGCGACAGGGAAGUUAAUUGCACAAGGUAGACAUACAAAGUAUCUAGGAAAUUAAUAUAAGAAAGUAAUUAAAAAAAUAAUAAUGUUGGGCUUAAGAAUCCCAUAUAGAAUAAUUUUCUCAUUUAUACAGUAAGACAUCAUCUGCACAAAGUUGUGAUAUAUAGUCUCACUCCCAUAAUAAAUGAACAAAUAUUUUCAUUACCACCAGAAUUGUUACAAGCCUAAAAUUAGUGCCUGUUUGGGGAUGAAUAACAGAGUGCAAUAGCGUGGGGAUGCAUCUGGCUUUUUUUGGUCAAGCUGGCAGGAGGAAAAGAGCCUUUGGACUAGCCAUAUGGUCUACCAGCACGACAGCAUUUCAAGAGAUCUCUGUUUUCUUUGCCUGUGGUGUCGUCAUGUGACAAAGCAACCCUGUCUUCAGGCCCGUCACAGUCACAUUCAAACAACACUGUAUGGGCUUACAAACUAAACUACUUGUUCAAUAAGGUGGUAGCACAGAGUUCCUAUAAUGUAGUGUGGAACUGGUUUGAAAGUGUACAGCAGGCUAAUACGAAAUGUUAUUUACUGAUGCUGUGACAAAUUCAGAAGUAUUCAAUAAAGCUUUCUGAAACUACCUUUUUAAAGAUCAUUAAUAGUUUUGUAAUCUCUGCACUGAGUAAAAGCUUGCCAGCGUGGAAUGGUUGAGGGAGGGUGUGGUGGAACGCUUCUGCACAAAUUCACCUGAGAUUUCAUCAUCUUCCUGUGAUUCCUGAAUGUGAAAAUGCAGUUACGUCAUCAGGGCUUUUCACCUCUACCUACCUGAAGUUCUGGCCAUCUUUGUUUAAAAAUCAUCAGCUGAGAGUUUGAGAUCUAUCAAAAUAAAUUUGGUGAGCCUUUCAUCAGGCUAAGGCUGUAGAUUGUAUGACCUGGGUUGAACGUGGGAGAGUUAAGCUGCUAGGCAUCAGCUGAAGACUUGUCUCCUCACUUGCUGCUGCAGACAGGUUUAACUGCUUUCUUCACACUGAUGACAAACGAUCCCUGGGAGGGCUAUCACACCCACAAUAAAAGCAGUGAUGCUACAUAUGCAGUUCAAGUUUACAUAAACCAUGACGUUAGUUUUUCUUCUCUACUGGGAGAUCCAAAAAAGUUAAUCCACACUAGUAAAGGGCAUGCAUGAUUCUUUUUGUCAUGGAAGUUGACUCAUUGUCUUCAGCGAUUUGGAUUUUGUGGUUAAAUGUGCAGUUAGGGCUCUUUUUUUUUUGUGCAUUCCUAAACAUGAAGAAUUAAUUUUCAGUGAGUUAAGUGAUCUGUUCAUGCAGACUGAUUUUCAAUAUGAAGUUGAACGCGUUUACUAAUGUAUCAGCAAUCUUUCCAAAAUGGCUUUUGAACAAGUGAUAUAGCUGGUAACUUACCCUUCAGUGGACGUUCUCUAAAAAAAUACCUGCAGCGGGCUCAGGCUAUCGGCAUGUAUUUUUGCUUCAAGUUUAGAACAGUUGUUCAUGGUAUAUACAUUCUAAACAAAAGUUUUUUCUCUAAGGCUGUCUCAGAAGCCUACGUGGCUUAUGUGCCUGUGGCUAGUUGAACUUUGAAUAGCAACAUCCUCUCUGCAGCAGUACAUUCAUAACUAUUUCCCCCCCAGUACUUGCACUCAUGCUCAGAAUCAUCCCAGCAUCCCAUUUAUAGAAACUCAAUGCUUUGCUAGAGCAGUUCUGUGAAGAUCCUUAUUACAAGAGCGACCUAUUUUGUUUUAAAUCUUUGCUCAGCAGAACUAUAUGCUUCUUCACUCUAUUAAAUUGUUUCUCACUUGACAGCUUCCUCUGCCUGGAGCUCUUGAGCAUCUCCAGCUCCUCUACAGUCACUAGGAUGAGCAGGCAGACAGGAUCCAUUGAAGCAUGCAGACACACCUAGUGAGUGUAGCAAUUGCUGUUCUGAUUGUCUUCCUGUUAACAUGUUCUGGCAUCUCCAAUCAUCUUUUUUCUCAUUCUUAAGUUUACUGGUUUUCUUCCAUAGUUACCCAUGUACUAGAGUGCAAGGAAAUAGAAGUGAGGAUUAAAACCGCUCCCCCAACUACUAUAAACCCUCACUGGAACACAGGAGUAGAUUUUGAUUAUUAUCUGAAAUGAGGCAGAGAGUAAGAAUCAGUGAGGUGCCGGAUUCAAUACAUGCCAAAAGAUUCAGAACACUUUCAGCCCUCUGUGCUGGGGCAACUCUGUCCUUGUGCAACUGUCCCACUGCAACUUCACGUGACUUCCCUCGAUCAAAGCUGGCUGCCUCAGGAACCUGCCACAGUUAAGUGGUCUCAUUCUAUCACUGAGCAUUCAUCAUAUCUACAUAAUUACAAUCGAAAAGUGUCCAGGCACAUUAAGAGUGGCAAGCCUCAGCAUGGAAACAACAGUAUCCUCCUGUUCCCAUCGGAGCCUGGCAAGGACUGUUGCAGGCUAAGAGGGAAACAGGGAAAAAAGCCCUUCCUGAAGUAACAAGUGAAUUCUCCCUCAUAACAGACUAUUCACUGCAGUAUCUUAGUGCUACCUAAUUAGUAAGAAAGAGGGACAUGAUGAAUAUGCAGGCCAGUUAUUUUAGAAGCGGUUCAUUAAACUGAUUAUUUUAAGACAACCUUGUCUGUUAUCCCUCCACCAGCAGCAGCACACUGACCUCAUAAUUUAUUUCACAACUUAACUUUGGCUUGGAGAUGAACUUAGAAGGAAUUGUCACCAUUGAGCUUGCUUAGCUUUGGGAGUAAACUGUCAAACAUCAGACUUAAUAUUUGGAAGUGUUCUUUAAUGAUUUCACUCUAACCUACAUGUUGAAAAAUCUGUAUCUUAGCCGAGUCUCAGAGGAAGUAACGGAAAACAAUCACCGUAAUGAGAACAAGCAGCACAUGGUUCCACCUGGCAUCAGAACAAACAUCUCCUGUGGGGCUGACCUGGUUCCAUCACUGCAGAUUCAGGCACAAUUCCCUUACAAGCCAGCAAAUAAAAGUGACUUGGUGGGAUCAUCUUCUGAGUCUUAACUAACACACCAAAUUACAUAUCCAGUAACUGACAGACACCUGUAAGCUCCAUUAUCAUACAGCUGCAAAUGAGACUGUCCUUCCCAUAUUGUGCUGGUGUGGGGUUUUUUUCCCCCCCCCCUUAAUUUUCUUUUUUUUUUUUUUUAAACCUACCAAAUGCCUACACUGUAGACUCCUUGAUGUCUAGCGGUCUGUCCUUAUGGAAGGCCACGCUUUGCACAUAGCAGUACGUGACAUGCUGUGGAACAGUUUGUCCCGAUCGGUGAAAGUAACUGCAGCUUCCCACUUCGUGCAGUGUAUCGGUCAGUCAAGCGUUUCGUGCUGGCUGCACAUCAGACUGACAGCCAGAGAGCUGUGCAUUACAGAUCCCUUGGGAAAAUGAGGAAUCGGAACAGAAUCCCACUGGUGUUUAAAACCAAGAGCCUGGAUACUACUCGAAGCAAGUAUUGAUCACAGGUGAAGGUGCUGUGAGGAGGGAUUUAGUCAUUAAGGAUUCCAGCUCUUAGGAAAAAGCAACUUGUCAGUGAUAAACUAGGGAAAGGAGAGGGUAAGAAAGGACAUCACUGCUUGCUGGAGCGGGCAUUAAACCAUCAGGACUCCUCAUUAGUCUUUCAGGGUGAGUCACCUGUCACAGGGGUCUCAUGGCUGAGCUGCUUCACCUAGGUUACUCUGCCAAUUUAAUUACGAGAUAGUUGGUUUAUAAUUCUCAGACUGGCAAGCCUUACCACCUAAAGGGGAUGGGGGGGGGCAGGGAGAAUGAGGCUGUUAAGUAACUGUUCGGAACAGCAGUUCAGUUCUGUUCAGCUUCACUGACUGGCUCCGGGCCACUGUCAGGGCAUACGGAAGAAUUCCCAACUGCAUUUUAUCACUCACUAUUUUAGAAUUCUCUGUCUGCAGAAACCAUUUAGCCAGUAGAAAGAAACCCAAGAACCUCUCCCUUACCUCACUGUCCACAGGAACAAAGAAAAAAGCACUUUGGUUCCUGUUUUGUUACUGAAAAAGUUUGAGACAAUGCAAUGACAGUUACUAUCUUUGUGAUCCUGUAACGUGUUCAUUGGACAACUGCUGUGUCCAGAUCCCCUGCUCCCAAGCUGCCAUGGCUGUGCAUACACAUGGCAGUGGAUACAGUUCUCACCUAAACCAGAGCAAGUUACCUGCAGGCUCUCAUCAAACAAGACACAUUAGCUACCCUCCAGAAAAAGAAAAAAAAAAAAAAAAGGACCAAACCAACUACUUUUUUGUUCACCAAAA